CCGGGCACCCCUAAGCUAUUUAAAUACCGUGAACCUCCCCAUGUGCUCCAUUGCUGCAGAAAAGCUGCAUCCAGCCAGGGGAGAAGAGGCCAGCCGAAGACAUUCCAACUCGCUUCUCAGUGUUGAUUCCACAUCACUUUCACUAAACCUUCAAGAUGACUACCAAGGAGAAGCUGAUCACCCAUGUGUUGGCUGGUGAGCCUGUUGGCUCCCGGAGCAAGGUGACAGUUGUUGGCGUUGGCAUGGUUGGCAUGGCCUCCGCAGUCAGCGUCCUACUCAAGGACCUGUGCGAUGAGCUGUGCCUGAUUGACGUGAUGGAAGAUAAACUAAAGGGUGAGGUCAUGGACCUGCAGCAUGGCAGCCUCUUCUGCAAGACUCACAAGAUCGUGGGCGACAAGGACUACAGUACGACUGCCCACUCCAAGGUGGUGGUGGUCACAGCCGGUGCUCGUCAGCAAGAGGGUGAGAGCCGACUGAACCUGGUGCAGCGCAACGUCAACAUCUUCAAAUUCAUAAUUCCCCAGAUCGUCAAGUACAGCCCCAACGCCAUCCUGCUGGUUGUCUCCAAUCCUGUUGACAUCCUAACCUACGUGGCUUGGAAGCUGAGUGGUUUCCCCCGUCACCGCGUCAUCGGUUCCGGCACCAACUUGGACUCUGGUCGUUUCCGCCACCUGAUGGGCGAGAAGCUACACCUUCACCCAUCCAGCUGUCAUGGCUGGAUCAUUGGAGAGCAUGGAGACUCCAGCGUGCCCGUAUGGAGUGGUGUGAAUGUUGCCGGUGUUUCCCUGAAGGGCCUGAACCCAGACAUGGGCACAGACGCAGACAAGGAGGACUGGAAGCACGUCCACAAGAUGGUGGUCAAUGGUGCCUAUGAGGUCAUCAAGCUGAAGGGUUACACCUCCUGGGCUAUCGGCCUGUCCGUCGCUGACCUGGUUGAGAGCAUCCUGAAGAAUCUCCAUAAAGUCCACCCUGUAUCCACCCUGGUCAAGGGGAUGCACGGUGUGAAGGAUGAGGUGUUUCUCAGCGUGCCCUGCGUGCUGGGAAACAGCGGUCUGACCGACAUCAUCCACAUGACUCUGAAGCCCGAGGAGGAGAAGCAGCUGAGAAACAGCGCCGAGACCCUAUGGGGCGUACAGAAAGAGCUCACCUUGUAAAGAGUCCUGUGUGCCCUUCUUUAACAUCCCCAACCCCCAAUCCCACCUUCUGUAUACCCGUCCUUGUUCUCCCCUAAAGUCUUACUAUUGAUGGUACAAAUGAAGCCUUUUAGGCAGGAUCAAUUAUGUACAGUAGCUUAGUUGAAAAGCCAAUCGAAGCUCGUUUUGGCCUCCAAUAAAAAUGAUUUGUUUGCACGGGA
Oncorhynchus gorbuscha (pink salmon) is the source of this 1354-nucleotide messenger RNA. RefSeq names its product L-lactate dehydrogenase A chain-like. Gene Ontology annotation, molecular function: L-lactate dehydrogenase (NAD+) activity. The record is from RefSeq and is a predicted model, not a curated record. The transcript has 8 exons. Gene Ontology annotation, biological process: carboxylic acid metabolic process. Bases 156 to 1154 code for a protein of 332 amino acids. Lineage: Eukaryota; Metazoa; Chordata; Actinopteri; Salmoniformes; Salmonidae. Gene Ontology annotation, cellular component: cytoplasm.